Messenger RNA from Protomyces lactucae-debilis, 1323 nucleotides. RefSeq lists its product as uncharacterized. Lineage: Eukaryota; Fungi; Ascomycota; Taphrinomycetes; Taphrinales; Protomycetaceae. The record is from RefSeq and is a predicted model, not a curated record. The transcript is spliced from 5 exons. The coding region runs from base 1 to 1323 and encodes 440 amino acids.
AUGAUACUCCUUCUCUAUACGGGUCUCUACCUUGGCGUCACACUAAUGCUACAUGGUGUCGCUGCAAUCCGCCCAGGUUCCCAACAACUCGAGUCGUGUCACUACAACGGAUUCAUGCUACAAAGCAGCCACAAGAAAGAACGUCCGAUGCCGCCGGAAAUACAAUCACUCAAAGACAAGUAUGUUUGUGGCAAGGAUAACGAAAAGGCCACUCAGGACGGUUGCUAUUUCGACAAGGCGAAGUACUAUAGUGAUGUGAAGGACGGAACCCUCAAUCACGACUCUAGGCACCCUGAUCAAAUCCUCAUUUGUGGUCAUGCUCCAGCGUGGGUCCAAGAGCUUUGCUACUUCCUUGACGGUGGACGCCAAUUUGCCUGUGGUGUUAGAGGUAAGCCCUUAUACAACAUCAGAGCCACCAUCAGCGAGCAGACUGUGGAUCUUGGCACUUUGGAUCUCAGCGAACUCUACUUGAAUCCAAAGAAAUUUUCAGCUCCGGAACAGGAUGAUAGAGACAAGUCCGGUGGAGGUAAACUCUUCAAAAGUCGAACAUACACGCAAGGAUGUCAUGGUGAAAGUGAUGAAAAGCAUCAUGUUGCAGAGUAUUCCCUUACAGGCGUAUGGGGAGCGCUCAAUGACAAGGAUGAGAACAACCCUGACCCAGUCAUUUAUGAUGAAGAAACAACUGGAAAGUGGCUCAUGAAUGCUCUGAAAGAAACAAUCGACGCAUUGGUAAAGACUGGCGAGUACUCUUACAAUGUUGCUCUCGGAUGUCCCGAUCAACAGCCGAUCAGAUUUAAACGAAGGGCUUAUUCAACUAAGCGUUCCGCGCCUGGAAAUGUCUGUGCAUCAGAAUGGUUUGAUUGUGAAGCCUUGAUUGAGGAAGGAUGCGGCUGGGUCCGAUUCGGCGAUGGCAAAUCCGCGCAUCCAAGCUGUCAAGAAUAUGUGGGCAACAAGUACUGCAGCCCUGAACAAACUCCCUGUAAGAAUGCCACGGUAGGUUAUCACCUACCGGAGGAAAUCUCAGUUCACAUCUAUGACAAAGAUGAACUUCAAUCGAGCUAUGCAAGCGUGAAAUUCGAAGGGAAAGGCGUCAAAGUAGAAUGCUCCAGGUUUGAACGUAUCAUGUCCUUUCUCCCUGGUUUCCAAACAGAAUUUCCGGUGUUUCUGUUGGGGAAUUUGAUUGGUCUGAAGUGCCUUUUGCACGCCACUGCGAAAGAUCCAGAGACUACACACAUUACUCUGCAGGAAACGGGUAUCGUCGCUCCACAUACCUUGGCAGGUACAAGUGUCUAUGCGGCACCUCCACCACCGCCACUUCCUUAA